This is a messenger RNA of Heterobasidion irregulare TC 32-1, 396 nucleotides long. RefSeq lists its product as uncharacterized. The record is from RefSeq and is a predicted model, not a curated record. Lineage: Eukaryota; Fungi; Basidiomycota; Agaricomycetes; Russulales; Bondarzewiaceae. The annotation marks the transcript as partial. The transcript has 3 exons.
UGCAAUACAUGCAAUCGGUUGUAUUCGUCUGCACCUGCUUUGCAACAACAUUUUCGAGACUCCACUAAUCAUCCCAACUGCGGUCGGUGCGACAUCGGUUUUAGAGAUCCAACAGCCUUGAACAUUGAUGUGCCGAAUCACUAUCGAGUCUCGCCUAACCAUCCGCGUUGUACGAAGUGUCCAACUAUUGGAUUUGCAAGUACAGAAGCGUUCGAGCAGCACAUCGCCAGCAGCCAUCCCGAAUUUCGCUGCAAGGCCUGCGGACAGAAUUUCAGUUCAGAAGCCUCAUUGGAAGGACAUUAUCGAGAUUCUUUAAAGCAUCCCACAUGUCCAGAAUGCAAGAUUUCCUUUAUAGAUGAUCGAGCGCUUGCUGAGGUCAUUAUCCUCCAUAUCUAU